Molecule: messenger RNA, 1228 nt
Organism: Capsicum annuum
Lineage: Eukaryota; Viridiplantae; Streptophyta; Magnoliopsida; Solanales; Solanaceae
Product: probable flavin-containing monooxygenase 1
Exons: 3
Coding region: 208-1194 (328 amino acids)
Molecular function (GO): N,N-dimethylaniline monooxygenase activity; NADP binding; flavin adenine dinucleotide binding
Source: RefSeq, a predicted model, not a curated record
UAUGCGAUUUGGACUUUCUAGGCCGAAAUACCAGUAAAUGAGGCAUGCAAUAAAUGAAACUAUUAUCUCAUUCCGUAUCUCUCUCUCUAUAAAGGGCAGUUCAAGCCGCCUAGCUAUCUAUCCAUCCAUCAUCCUCACAUUAUAACAGAAAAAAAAAAAGCAAAGGAGAGAGGAAGUGCGGAACCGUGGUCAGGCAGUAACAGCACAAUGGCAAAUUCUGAAUAUGGCAGAGAAAGCAAAAAGGAGCAGGUGAUAGCGAUUGUUGGAGCUGGAAUAAGCGGCCUAUUGGCCUGCAAAUACUGCCUUUCUAAAGGAUUUGAUCCCAUUGUGUUCGAGUCAGAGAGUAGCAUUGGUGGCGUGUGGACUAAGACUAUUGGGAGUACUACGCUGCAGACACCAAAACCCCUUUACCAAUUCUCCGACUAUCCAUGGCCCGAUACAGUAACCGAAUUGUUCCCCGACCAGCAAACGGUGUUGGAGUACAUUGAAUCGUACGCAAAUCACUUUGAUUUGGUCCGACACAUUCAGUUUAACAACAAAGUAUUGAGCCUCAGCUAUCAAGAUAAUGGUGAGUACUCAUCAAUUAGUGGAGAACGUAAUUUGUGGGGAGAGGCAUUUAGCAGCAAAGGAAAAUGGAACGUCACUGUAGAGGACACUCGAUCCCUAUCCACUCAGGUAUACAAAGUUGAUUUUGUAAUAGUUUGCUUGGGAAGGUUCAGCCAGGUUCCAAACAUCCCUGAAUUCCCUCCAAACAAAGGACCCCAAGCUUUUGAAGGCGAAGUAAUCCAUUCAAUGGAUUAUUCCAAAAUGGACUCCGCAGCUGCAGCAAACUUUGUCAAAGGAAAACAUGUAGCCAUAGUUGGAUUCCAAAAAUCAGGAAUGGACAUUGCCAUGGAGUGCUCCACAGUCAACGGGGUUGAACGUCCGUGCUCAGUUGUAAUCAGGACACCACAUUGGAACGUUCCUGAUUAUUUCCCGUGGGGAUUCCCUAUGGCUAAACUGUAUUUAAAUCGAUUCUCAGAACUUACGGUGCAUAAACCCGGUGAAGGCCUUCUUUUAUAUCUAAUGGCUACAAUUUUCUCACCUCUGGUAAUUGUUCAUAUGAUACUGACUAAAGUUAAAAUGACUACUCCAAUUAAUAUGGAUGUUGUGGUACAUGCAUGUAGUAUUAUAUUGAUCUAUUUUGCUCAAUAGGGGAGCUUUGUUCGAGCAAACAACUUUGCAAAAA